AUGAACACUACCCAAAUAAGAAGAGUCUCAAGACUCAACUGGGCCGUUGCGCCGUCCGCUCGCAGACAUGCACACAGCAAAGCACAACAAAAGGCACAACCUCGACCUCAAAGACCAAGUCCGAGUCGACGACCUCUACCUCCACAAAGACCAACCCCCAAACCAGAACCCAUACUCCCAGCACACCCAAACUACAAAGGUCCCACCAUGUCACCCCGCCUUAUGACCUUCCUCGGCGUCUCAGUCCUCGGAAUAAGCGCCUACUGUGGCUUCCUAUACGCAUCGUACAGUCGCGAAGUCUCAAAAGCCCAAGCUAUGAACACACCCACCGAUGUCUCAGACCGAUACAACACCACCGCCCCAACCUUCGACGCGGAGGUCGAGAUCUCCGAAAAAGCUAUGCGCAUGGGCUCUAAGCGCGCAGCUCUGGUCAAGCUCGCACGCGGCGAUGUCCUCGAGAUAAGCUGUGGUACAGGUCGAAACCUCGAGUACUAUGAGCUUGGCGAACGCCGUGGAACAGACGAUGCAGGUCGCGCGGCGAUAUUGGGAUGUCGGUCACUUACGUUGGUGGAUCUUAGUCCGCAGAUGGUUGGUAUUGCGGAAGAAAAGUUCAAGACCUUGCAUCCGGAGUAUGAACAGGGAAAUGAGAAGGAAAAGGUUCGUCUUAUGCCUGUUUCGUUUCGGGCGGAGGAUGCGGCUUCUGUUACUGUUGCGGAACCUGUGAAAUGUGUCAAUGGUCAGGACUUUAAGGGUUCUUACUAUGAUACUAUUGUGCAGACUAUGGGAUUAUGCUCCAUGCCUGAUCCUGUGGGGACGUUGAGGCAUUUGGGUGAGAUUACGGAGCCGCAGAAUGGGAGGAUCUUAUUGUUGGAGCAUGGAAGAUCCCAUUAUAAUUGGUUGAAUCGGAUUCUGGAUAACUUGGCGCCUGCGCAUGCGGAUAGACAUGGUUGUUGGUGGAACCGUGAUAUUGGGGCGAUUGUGAAGGAGAGUGGGCUGGAGAUUGUGGAAGAGAAACGGUGGCAUUUUGGGACAACAUGGCGGUAUGUGUUGCGACCGAGGCAGGGAUCUGAGAAGUCUUGA
Molecule: messenger RNA, 1080 nt
Organism: Penicillium malachiteum
Lineage: Eukaryota; Fungi; Ascomycota; Eurotiomycetes; Eurotiales; Aspergillaceae
Product: class I SAM-dependent methyltransferase
Exons: 2
Coding region: 1-1080 (359 amino acids)
Source: RefSeq, a predicted model, not a curated record